This is a messenger RNA of Chlorocebus sabaeus (green monkey), 822 nucleotides long. Its product is annotated as zinc finger protein ENSP00000375192-like. NCBI's taxonomy places the organism in Eukaryota, Metazoa, Chordata, Mammalia, Primates, Cercopithecidae. The record is from RefSeq and is a predicted model, not a curated record.
AUAAUGUGAAGAAUGUGACAAUGCUUUUAAUCAGUUCUCAAACUUUACUAGACAUAAGGAAAUUCAUACCGGAGAAAAACUCUACAAAUGUGAAGAAAGUGGGAACACUUUUAGCCAGUCCUCAACUCUUACUAAACAAGAUAAUUCAAUGCGAGAGAAACCCUACAAAUGUGAAAUGAAUAAUGUUAUAACCAUUUUUCAAUUCUUAAUAAACAAUUUAUACUGUAGAGAAACCCUGCAAAUGUGAAAAAUGUUGCAAAGCUUUUAACUGGUCCUCAAACCUUACUGAACAUAAGAUAAUUCAUAAUGGAAACUAGCCCUACAAAUGUGAAGAAUGUGGCAAAACCUGUAACCAUUUCUCACACUUUUCCACACAUAAUUCAUACUGAAGAAAAGCCCUACAAAUGUGAAGAAUGUAACAAAGUCUUUAAGUGAUCUUCAACUCUUACUAAGCAUAAGAUAAUUCAUACAGAAGAUACAUUUUAUAAAUAUGAAGAAUGUGACAAAAGCUUUAAAAACAUUUCAACCUUUAUUACACAUGAGAUAAUUUAUGCUGCAGAGAAAUUCUACAAAUGUGAAGAACGUGGCAAAAAAGUUGGUGGGUUUUUGGUUUUUUUGAGACAGAGUCUCGCUCUGUCACGCAGGCUGGAGUGCAGUGGCAUGAUCUCAGCUCACUGCAACCUCCGCCUCCUGGGUUCAAGCAAUUCUCCUGCCUCAGCCUCCCAAGUAGCUGGGACUACAGGCACACACCACUAUGCCCGGCUAACUUUUGUAUUUUUAGCGAAGACAGGGUUUCACCGUAUUGGCCAGGCUGGUCUCGAA